AUGCUGGUGUUCUUCAAUGACCAUGUCCUGAAUGAUUUCAAAACCCUUUUCCAAUCUCUUCCACCUGAAAGACGAUACCGUGCUGCCGGAGUGGCUGGCUCUUUCUACGGCCGAGUACUUCCCAAGGCCUCCCUUCACUUUGCUUUCUCCUCUUCUUCAUUGUGUUGGAUCUCCGAAUUGCCGGAAGAGAUUCUGGACAGUAACUCUCCGGCGUGGAAUAAGGGAAGAAUUCACUACACAGCAGCCAGAAAGGAAGUUUCUGAGGCUUAUGCACUUCAAUAUGCAAAAGACUUGGAAGCAUUAUUGCAUGCAAGAGCAGAAGAGCUUGUGGGUGGAUGGCUAAUGGCUCUUUUGAUUCCUGCUGUCCCUAAUGUUAUGAUCUCUUCUGAGACAACCAUUGGGACUGAGAUCGAUCUUCUCGGAUCUUGCCACAUGGAAAUGGCCAAGAUGGGAUCACUCAGUGAAGCAAAAGUGGACUCCUUCAACUUACCUUUAUAUUAUCCACCCAAUGAGGAAUUGGAGGCAUCGAUAGAGGCAAACACAAGCUUCAGCAUGGAGAGAAUGGAGAUCCUGAACAACCCUCCGAAACAUGUCGCCAUGCCUAGUGUCAGACAUCGCACACUGUUCUUGAGGGCUUGCUUCGAGGGACAUUUGGAGAAUCAUUUCGGAAGUCAUAUCAUGGAUGAACUGUUCAAACGUUAUUCCAAGAAAGUUGCCGAGUCUUCCUUCACCAUGAAUCCAGACAAUGAUAAAUCCAUUUUUAUGUUAGUCCUCCUUAAGCGUAAAAGCGCGUCCUCACAGAAUGAUUCACUCUAG
Messenger RNA from Ilex paraguariensis (yerba mate), 816 nucleotides. Lineage: Eukaryota; Viridiplantae; Streptophyta; Magnoliopsida; Aquifoliales; Aquifoliaceae. The record is from the annotation of a GenBank genome assembly.